CUAAGUUCGGCUCGGCUCGGCUAAGUUCGGCAGGCCUUAGCUCGGUUCGGCUAAACUCGAUAGGGCUCGGCUCGGCUCGGCUCGGUUCGAUUCGGCUUUGCUCGGUUCGGCCCGGCUCGGUUCCGCUCGGCCGAGCUCGGCUCUGCCCGGCACGGCUGAGCUCGGCUCGGCUCGGCGGGACUCGGCACGUCCCGGCUCGGCUCGGCUCGGCACAUCCCGGCUGGUGUCGGCGCAGAGCGAGGGGGGAGGCGGGCGCUGUUCCUGGAAGAGCCCGGCCUGGGGAGUUGGUCACAUUCUUGGCCGGGAUUCAAUGACUGAGGCAGACACCAACAAACAGAGGGGGGGAGGCGCAGGGCGGGAGGCUGAGCCCGCCUGCAUUAGCUCAGCUCGCAGGCACUCUCAGUCACUGCUGGCGAGAGGAGCGGCGAGGAUGUGCGCGCUCUCCCCGCGGCUCCCCACGGCACGCCGACAGCACCGGCAGCACUAGGGGCAGGGAGGCGACCCCAGGGACGAGGAGCCGUCCCCGGCCGAGCAGAGGGACCCCGAGGGGCAGCGGAGCCGCUCAUCGCCCGUGCGGAGCCCCCGCGGCAGCGCCGGAGAGCGGGGCCUUUCCUCCUGCCUUGUUCUCGCGCAGACCGAGCCUUCUGCCGCCUCCUGCUUUCUGCUUUCCUCCCCCGCGCCUUCCUCCGGUGGAUAUGGACAGAAGGGGGAUCACUGCAGAGAAGCAGCAGCCGCCAGAACAUAUUUGAGCCCCGGGUGCUCGGAGCGUGGCACAGACUUUUUGUGUUUCCGUGGGUGGUGUGUGUGUGUGAGUGAGCGUGUGAGUGUCGGAGGUGUGGGAGGAGGGAUCGGUUUGCCUGGGGGCUGGCUGAGGGGGUGAGUGCUCGGAUGAAGACCUCUUUUUGCCGUGAUUCUCUGCUCCAUCGGGGCAGCUUGGAGACUUGGAGGGUUUGAAAUUGUAACGAACCAAGAGGAAAGAAAGAAGAGAGAGACACGCAUACAAAAGGAUUUAUUUCCUCUCCGUUAGUGGAUUGCUGAGUGGGAAGGAGAAAAAAAAAAACAAGGGUGGGUUUGUUUUAUUUUGUUCAUAUUUUUUUCCUUAAAAAAAUCCCUUAAGUGGAUUUGUACCAGGGUGGAAGAUAACUGGGGAUUUUUGUUGUUUGUUUUGGGAAUAGAAACUAAAAAAUGGAGACUGUAAGUAGAAGCAGCUUCCAGCCUCAUCCAGGACUGCAGAAGACCUUGGAACAGUUUCAUCUGAGCUCUAUGAGCUCCCUGGGUGGCCCUGCUGCUUUCUCAGCACGAUGGGCACAGGAGAUGUACAAGAAAGACAAUGGCAAAGACCCCGCGGAACCUGUACUGCAUCUGCCCCCAAUCCAGCCUCCUCCGGUCAUGCCCGGUCCCUUCUUCAUGCCCUCGGACAGAUCCACAGAGAGGUGCGAGACCAUCCUGGAAGGGGAAACCAUCUCCUGCUUCGUGGUGGGUGGAGAGAAGCGGCUUUGCUUGCCCCAGAUCCUGAACUCGGUGCUCAGGGACUUCUCCCUGCAGCAGAUUAAUUCGGUGUGUGAUGAGCUGCAUAUUUACUGCUCCAGAUGCACUGCUGACCAGCUGGAAAUCCUCAAAGUCAUGGGCAUCCUGCCCUUCUCCGCUCCUUCCUGCGGGCUCAUCACGAAAACUGACGCUGAGAGGCUUUGUAACGCCUUGCUUUAUGGUGGCACCUAUCCUCCCCACUGCAAGAAGGAAUUCUCGAGCACAAUUGAGCUGGAGCUCACGGAGAAGAGCUUCAAGGUGUAUCAUGAGUGCUUUGGGAAGUGUAAGGGACUCCUGGUGCCAGAGCUUUACAGUAACCCCAGCGCAGCCUGCAUCCAGUGCUUGGACUGCAGGCUCAUGUACCCACCUCACAAAUUUGUGGUCCACUCUCACAAAUCGCUGGAAAACAGGACUUGCCACUGGGGCUUUGACUCUGCAAACUGGAGAUCCUAUAUCCUCCUCAGCCAGGAUUAUACUGGGAAAGAGGAGAAAGCUAGACUGGGCCAGCUCUUAGAUGAAAUGAAAGAAAAAUUUGACUAUAACAACAAAUACAAGAGGAAAGCCCCCCGGGUCUCUUCAGAUCCUCCUGCUUCCAAAAAGCCCAAAACAGAUGACUCUGCUUCCCAAUCUCCAGCUUCUUCUGAGAAGGAGAAACAGUCCAGUUGGUUACGGUCCUUAUCCAGUUCAUCCAACAAGAGCAUCGGCUGUGUGCACCCCCGGCAGCGGCUCUCGGCGUUCCGGCCCUGGUCCCCCGCGGUGUCGGCCGGCGAGAAGGAGCUCUCGGGCCACCUCCCCGCCCUCAUCCGGGACAGCUUCUACUCCUACAAGAGCUUCGAGAGCGCCGUGGCCCCCAACGUGGCCCUGGCCCCCCCAGCCCAGCAGAAGAUCGUGAGCAACCCCCCCUGUGCCACCGUGGUGUCCCGGGGCAGCGACUCCCUGAGCUCUGCCCAGCCCAGGAAAAGGAAACACGUGGAACACGUGGCUGCUCCCGAGGCCACGGCCCCGGCCCCCGAGGAGGACAAGGAGUCGGAAGCAGAAAUUGAAGUAGAAACCAGGGAAGAAUUCACCUCCUCCUUAUCCUCGCUCUCCUCCCCAUCCUUCACUUCAUCCAGCUCUGCCAAGGACAUGAGCUCCCCUGGGAUGCAGCCCCCCGUGCCCGUCAACAGCUCCUACGAGGUGGCAGCACACCCUGACUCCCACAGCAGCGGCUUGGAAGCUGAGCUGGAGCACCUCAGGCAGGCCCUGGACAGUGGCCUGGACACAAAAGAAGCCAAAGAGAAAUUCCUGCACGAGGUGGUGAAGAUGAGGGUGAAGCAGGAGGAGAAGCUGAACGCGGCCCUGCAGGCCAAGCGCAGCCUGCACCAGGAGCUGGAGUUCCUGAGGGUGGCCAAGAAGGAGAAGCUGCGGGAAGCCACCGAGGCCAAGCGCAACCUGCGGAAGGAGAUCGAGCGCCUGCGGGCGGAGAACGAGAAGAAGAUGAAGGAGGCGAACGAGUCGCGGGUGCGGCUGAAGCGGGAGCUGGAGCAGGCGCGGCAGAUCCGCGUGUGCGACAAGGGCUGCGAGGCCGGACGGCUCCGAGCCAAGUACUCGGCCCAGAUCGAGGACCUGCAGGUGAAGCUGCAGCACGCCGAGGCCGACCGGGAGCAGCUCCGCGCCGACCUCCUGCACGAGCGGGAGGCCCGGGAACACUUGGAGAAGGUGGUCAAGGAACUUCAGGAACAACUGUGGCCUAAGUCGAGCAGCCAGCCCAGCAGCGAGAGCACCUCGAGCCCCAUGGAGAACUGAGCCCCGAGCAGGGCAGGGCGGGAGCGGCGCCGCAGGGCGGGCGCGGGGGGUGAGGUGUCCUGGCACCGGCGGGAACUCGGACUCGCAGCAGUUGGAAGGCAAACGUUGUUACCCUCUAGAACAGAAGCACUGAAUUCUGCCUCUUUUUUGUUUUUGUUUUUUUUUCUCCUUCCCGAUCCAUAUAGCACAACAUCUUACUGUGCCUAGAAAACACAAAGUGUUUGUAAAACAAAAUACUUUUAAGUCCACAGCGAGAAUUUUCUACUGGCAAACUCGGAGCAAGCGGCGUCGUCCAGCUGAACCCAGAGUCCAAGGCGAGCAGGGCAGGGGGGUUGUGUUCUCCUGCCCGUUGGAACAUUUUGGAAUUGACAAAGCAAACCAACUUUUCUUAUAAGCUAUUUAAAAUAAUUCAUUACACAGACUUGGUGUUAAAAAAAAAAUUACACGAUUUUUUUAUAAUGAACGUUUAAAAGCAAAACAAAACAAACAAACAAAAAAACAACAAACCUUCGAUGCACAAUUUUUAAUGACUUUAUAGGCUUUGGGAUUCUUUGUGCAGAAGCCCCUCUCUGGUGAUGGUGCCAUGUCAGGAGCAGUUUUCCAGCCAUCUCGGAAGCCAGCGCGGUUCCAUCCCGUCACGUGGGGGUGGGGGAAGUUCAGAGUGCUUUUCCAAGUUGAUUUUUUUUUUUCCUUAGAAAGAAUUAUCUUAAUUUCCUGCCCUAAACACGAGAAGAAGGGAAGAUGCAGGAGCGUGCAGGGGGUGGGGAAGGAGGUGGUGUUGGACUGAGAGCCCCACGGGCCCCGCGUGUGCAGCCCACGCCAGCACCCUUGGUGUGUGCAGAGACUUCAUCCAGGAGCACUUGAGCUUUGGGAAAGGGAAGAAAGAAAGGGAGGAAGGAAAUGGAUGAUCAGUUGGUAGAGGAACAAAGCAGAGACAUCUGUGUGUUGAAGUCAUUCUGAAAUCUUCAGCUUUCAGUUUUCUGGAAAACUCAUCUCGUUGCACCAUCUCGCCGUGAGUUCAGUAUUUCCCUGCCCCUGUCCCGAGCUGCCUGUCGGGAUUCCCGUGCCCAGGGAGGUGCAGGAUUCCUGUGCCCAGGGAGGUUCAGGAUUCCUGUGCCCAGGGAGGUGCAGGAUUCCCGUGCCCAGGAAGUGCAGGAUUCCUGUGCCCAGGGAGGUGCAGGAUUCCCGUGCCCAGGAAGUGCAGGAUUCCCGUGCCCUGGAAAGUGCAGGAUUCCUGUGCCCAGGGAGGUGCAGCCUCGGACACCACAGACCACACCACCGACGGUUUUGCUGCUGUGAAGAAGCCACAUGGUUUUUUUAUUAAAACCCUUUUUGUUUUAACAAGAAGCUCACUUUCAUGUUGGGGUCCAAGCCGCAGCCCCGGGACACGACGCAGCCAUCACUGCCCUGGGGGUGGUGCUGAGGUUUUUUUAUAUUUUUUUUUUUUUUUUAAACCUGCACUUUGUCAGAAUCUUACUCUGCAUUUUAUUCCCUGUUUCUGAAGCCAAGCAUUCUAGAUUCUGCCCUGAGAGCUGUGCAAACCAUGAACCCAACCUGCCAGCACUGCCACCUCCCAUCAGCAUCUCCACAGAGGAGGAUCCAGCAGGUCCAGAACAUCCCAAGCAGGAAUUCACCAGACCAGGGAACUGGUUUUGUGGCUGUGUAUCUGACCCAAGCUGGGGAGCAGCUGAGAUGCUCCCAGAAGUGCUUAACAAAUAAAGCUGGUGCUUUACUGAUCAAGAGAAAAGUUAUUUUCACCCCUAAACACUCACCUCUGACACACUCAAAUGUGAAAAUGUGAUCUGGGGCUGCAGAUGUGCCUUCCAGCUCAUUUUUCCUCUCAGCAUCUUCUCUAGGCGAUGCUGACACUUUUUUACCUUAAAAGAAUAAAAAGAAAAGAAAUAAAAAAAAAAAGAAAAAAGAGAACCCCCCCCAUGCAUCAUCAUACCCAGAAGUUACUCUAAACAAAGGAACAUAUUUCCAGUAAUCUUUAUUUGCUUUUGGACAUUAAUGCAAACUAUGUAAGCUUCAAAAUUAUUUCCCAGUAGACAGAAAGCGGCUUCCAAUCCUAAAAUUAUGGUAUUUACUUACAGUACAUUAGAGAGAUUUUUUUUUUUUUUUAAACAAGAGCUGUUUGCUUGAAACCAUUAUAAUAACCAUUAUAAUAACUGUGAGCAUUAACAAAGAAGUUCAUAUAUAUGUUUUAGGUACAAAAAAAGGAAGAAGAAAUAUGAAAGGAGUGGAAUUACUGGGACAAUGUAAAACUGUUGGGAGCAAGAAACAGUCACACCAAGUCCAUGACCUGAACCUGUCUGUGGAUACAGGGGUUGGUUGGCCCUUGUGUUUGGGAGGCUGGAGACUGGCUCUAGGUGCAGAUCUCCUUCUAAAGUGCAAUGCAAAAGGAAUUUUGAUUAUGCUUGAGCAGGUUUGUUUUUUGUUUGUUUUUUUUUUUUUUUAUGUGGGGUUUUAUUUUCUUUGUAUUUUUUUUUCUGCGAUUAUUAAAUCAUAUGCAUGGAUUAAACUCUGCCAUAUAGUCAUUAAUGGGCAUUAUUACUGUCUUAUGUAAAGGGGUUCUUUUGUUAUGCAGUAUGCAGAAAAAUGUUCUCAGCCUUAUGAUUUCCAGAGCUGUAUUAUCCACUUAUUUCUUCAAGGGAAACUAAGCAGCUGUGUCUGUCAUUACCAUUCUGUGCAUCUCGAGUCCCUCGUGCUCUGCUCUGCUGCCCUGCUGGGAAUUACACAGAGAACAGCCCUGGCCUCCCUCAGGGACUGAGCCCUGGCUUUGCAAAUUGUUUGGGUUUCCCCUGAUCUCUGAGAGUGUCUCUCCCCUUAUAAUUCAAGAAAAAAAGGCAGCCUGUCCAUCUCCAGGUGUUUUUCCCCAGGAAAAGUGACUCUCUUACCUGUGGUUUCCGUGCCCAGGGGAGCUCCCUGGGCUGGAGGCUCCCACCCUCCUGGAGGAAGGGAACCUGCAGGAUUUUCAGAGGAGAAACAAGAACAGUGUCACCAACAGCCAGUCCCCCCAGGCAGCCUCCCCUGGGCUCAGAGGGGCAGGAAAAGGCUCCAGAACAAAAUUCCAGCUGUUGGUUUCCUGUUCUGCCCCGGGUUGGUCACUCCAGGAGGGCAGUGCCUGACAGGGACUCACCCUGCCCCAGUUAAGGCUCCACAAUAUUCAGUCCUUGGGAGUGAAAAGCCAUUCCCAUAAAUGAAGGUUUGAAAUCAGUGAGAUAAUUAAGGGGCAAGAAAGGUGGGGACAAACAUUGUCCAGCAGCAGCCAAACCCCAGGAGGGGCUCACAGGGAAUGGCUUAAACUGUUGGGAAUCUCCUGAACACAUUUAACAGUUAAAUUGUUAUUUCUGCAGAGUGUGUCACGUGUUUCUAAUUCAGAAUAAUUAGAACUGUCCCUGUGGCAGCCCCAGAGACACUGAUGUGGGGAGGGGGGCUCUGCAGAGACAGCCCCUGUGUGAAGGUGCUGGAGGAGAGGGAGCUCUCUGUGUAAUUUCUGAGGCUGCAGCACCUCAGUCAGUCCCACUCACAUGGAAUUCUUUCCCUGCUGCACUCCCAGGGCUCUCCAGCCCCGAGUGCAGGAGCUGCCACAUCUCUCACUUCAUCUGUGCUUUAGUUUCCUUUAAGAAGUUCAAAGGGAGAAGAGGUGUUUCAUACAGGCUGUUGACUCUCCCUGUACUUACAAAUAUAUUACUACUUGUAUAUUCAGUUUAAUUACUCCUUGUUUCUAUUACUGAACGAAGACUUAACGAAGGGAAUAAAAACCAACAGCAAUAACAUUCAUAUCUAUGGAGCAGCUAACUCUAUACAUAAUAUUCUGCUUUUCAAACAGAACUAGCCAAUGUAAAAAAAACAUUAAAAGUAAAUUCAACAUGUAAAUACUUUUUUUCAUUUUACACUGUUGUAUUAUAAGUGUAUAUGGUGUUUACUUUUUCAAAACUCUUUCUUACCUGGUAGUUGUCUUGUUUUAUGAGUUGUGUUUUUAACUGAGAAGAACCUUUGCUGUCUGUUAGGAAAAAAAAACAAAAUCUUUUUGCAAGUUUUCAAUGUGGGUUACAACCUUUCUCCAUCAUUUGCAUUUUACUUGUCCUUAUUUUCACUGUAAAGUAUUUUAUUACCAAAAGGUUGAUUUUGUUCCAUUCUGCCCUCUCAGCAGUCAUGUGUUUUAGAGAGAAGUUUUUUUUGAUUUUUUUUUUGUUGGCUUGGUUGUUGUUUUGUUUUUGGUUUUUUUGGUUUUUUUGUUUUUUUUUUUUUAUCAAAAGAACUCACAGAAAUGACAUUUUUUCAAUUGAAGAAAAAUAAAUCUUUACAUUUAUAAUAGCCAAUAGCAUUUCAGCACAUUUUUGUUAUCCUGGUCUCUCCUAUGCUGCUGCUAAUGACAAUAUUAUGACUUACUCUACUAUUCUAGAACUAUUUUUAUGUAAGUAAUGUAUGCUUUCUUGUUUAUAAAUGCCUGAUUUAAAAAAAAAUAAGAAAAAAGCUUGGCAUAUUUAUCUAUUUCGCUGUGUACCUUGAUAGUCCUUUUCCACCCCCUUUUCCACAUCCCCUCCCCCCAAUGCAGAUAAUAUUGUAAAAUAAAGGACUUUAUGAGAUUAUGUAUGAAAAUAGCUAUGCUUAUAUACCACAGUGACUGAAUGUACAGUGUAUAGACGCAUUACCGAAAAUAAAAUUGUUUGUCCAGAAAACA
Pseudopipra pipra is the source of this 7999-nucleotide messenger RNA. RefSeq names its product SKI proto-oncogene (gene SKI). Gene Ontology annotation, cellular component: nucleus. Gene Ontology annotation, biological process: negative regulation of BMP signaling pathway; negative regulation of transcription by RNA polymerase II. The record is from RefSeq and is a predicted model, not a curated record. Gene Ontology annotation, molecular function: RNA polymerase II cis-regulatory region sequence-specific DNA binding; SMAD binding; DNA-binding transcription factor activity, RNA polymerase II-specific. NCBI's taxonomy places the organism in Eukaryota, Metazoa, Chordata, Aves, Passeriformes, Pipridae. The transcript has 9 exons. Bases 1186 to 3312 code for a protein of 708 amino acids.